Messenger RNA from Rodentolepis nana, 510 nucleotides. The record is from the annotation of a GenBank genome assembly. NCBI's taxonomy places the organism in Eukaryota, Metazoa, Platyhelminthes, Cestoda, Cyclophyllidea, Hymenolepididae.
AUGGAUUCUCAGUUUACAGUUAGUGAUCUAUGUGCGCUCAAAAAGCUUAUUUCCCCAAAUGACGAUUCCAGUGAUGAAGAAAAACAAAAUAUAGAAGUAGACAAGGAGCUCUCAGCCAACUCAAAAGACAUAUGGAAGUUGGAUGAGGUACCAGAUACGAUAUAUGUUGAGGACAUUUAUGAUCCCAGACCACAGCCUGAAUAUGAAAUCCAUUAUAAACAGGAUGUUAGUGCAGAGGAUAUGUAUUUGCAAAUGGGCCCCAAGAAUGCGACAACAGCCUGCUGUGAAUAUCUCGUGGUGACCGUAAAGCUACCUGAAACAAUGAAGGAAGAAAUUAAGCUCGAUGUUAAGGACCAAUUUCUUGAUCUUCGAUCCAAAAAAUUUAAGCUCGGUCUUCAUCUUCCAAAUCCGGUGAAGCCGGAAUCCUCCAAAGCAAAGUGGAUGUCCGAGAAGUCGACUUUGGAAAUAACUUUAUUAAAUAAUCGAGAGUAUGACUUCAUGAAUUUUUGA